This is a messenger RNA of Oncorhynchus kisutch (coho salmon), 1308 nucleotides long. Its product is annotated as interleukin-8. Lineage: Eukaryota; Metazoa; Chordata; Actinopteri; Salmoniformes; Salmonidae. Gene Ontology annotation, cellular component: extracellular region. The record is from RefSeq and is a predicted model, not a curated record. Gene Ontology annotation, biological process: immune response; defense response; chemotaxis. Bases 292 to 630 code for a protein of 112 amino acids. The transcript is spliced from 4 exons. Gene Ontology annotation, molecular function: chemokine activity.
GUGAACACUAAUGUUACCAGAUGCAAGACUUGGCGUGCUUCCCGUCCACUCUGGUAUGUGGUCUCUCGAGUCACUUCCAUAGAGCUCAGACCAUAUAAGAUGUCUCUUACCAUGAUGCAGCAGACAUAAUCUAAACUGGAGACGAGAAGAGCAACUCAGCAAAGAAAACUGUUGAACUCAGAAAUUCACUGCAACUGAAGAAGAAAAAGAAGAAAACUACAGCUGGCUUACUGGUCUACCUUCUGAUACAACAGCCACCCUGCAACUACAGUCUACAGAGUCAAGAUCAUCAUGAAUACUGCAAUGGCUGUUAUCGUUCUUCUGGUGUGCUCAGACGUCAUCUACAUGAUACAAGGGGGAGGUAUACAAUAUCCUCGAUGCCGCUGUCCUAAAGUACAUACAGGGGGGGUGAAUAUCAGUUUAAUCAGGAAACUGACCUAUUACCGUCCUCGCUCACACUGCUCUAAGGAAGAAGUCAUUGUCACACUGAAAACCAGGGGUUCGCUCUGUCUCGACCCAAAUGGGAAUUUUGCCAAAACACUGAUUGAAAGACAAAUCAAAGUAAAUCAACAGCGUCAGAAUCAACGUUCCAUUGAGACUCUCUCCACACAUGCCACCACUAGCACUUGAUCACUCUUUGUCUGGCACUGGAGGCUGUGCCAACCUGCAACCCCUCUGUUGGCUUAUCUUUGAAGUGGGGUUGGCCCCAGUCAAGUCUUGAAUGGGUGAUCGUAACCAGAUCAAAUCAAAUCAAUCAAAUCAAAUUUAUUUAUAUAGCCCUUCGUACAUCAGCUGAUAUCUCAAAGUGCUGUACAGAAACCCAGCCUAAAACCCCAAACAGCAAGCAAUGCAGGUGUAGAAGCACGGUGGCUAGGAAAAACUCCCUAGAAAAGUGGUGUUGGAGCACCAGUAGGGGGGACUGUUUCCUCUGGUCCAAAGAGACUUCAAUCAAUGAGUCGGGACAGUGAUGGGGACACUGACCUAGAAAGUGGCUGUCCUUUUAAUGUGUUUAUUAUAUGUAGGUAUUUAUAUUUUAUAUUUAUACAGUAUAGACAUGAAGGAAUAAUGUAAUAGUAUUGUUGAUAUAAAACCUGUAUUUGAUAUUUAUAGUCAUGUAUUCUUUUUUCAAAUAAAGCAAACAUUUAUGGGACAUAGAUUACUUGUUUUCUCAACAAUCUGCUCAAAAAUGAGUUGUAUGUGUACUUAAUCCAAAAGAUUGAUAUAUACAUAUCACACCUUGAGCACUGCUCUAUGGCUGUACUGUUGGUCAAAUGUAGUUCAUUUAAUUAAACUUUUAAUUAAACAGCA